Molecule: messenger RNA, 2310 nt
Organism: Caenorhabditis elegans
Lineage: Eukaryota; Metazoa; Nematoda; Chromadorea; Rhabditida; Rhabditidae
Gene: ztf-8
Product: C2H2-type domain-containing protein
Exons: 11
Coding region: 3-2066 (687 amino acids)
Source: RefSeq, marked reviewed
AUAUGAACCAAUUAGUGUGUCCAUUGUGCUGCGAAACGCUGAAAGAGGAAGGCGCACACUUCUACAAACAUUUUAAGUACAAGAGAUAUGCAUGCGGAGAGAGCACAUGUGAUAUGGGAUUCUACACACAACAGGAGCUCAAUGCUCAUUGCUCGAAACACGGACACAAGCGCUCUUUUCAGAAGACAGUAAACCCAUACAUUGACAAAAUGAUAUCGGUUGUUGUGGAAGACGCAUACGCCCUAGCGACUGACGAUAUGGAAACUGUGCUUGAGAAGCGAUGGGGAAGAGAUCCGAGAUCAGUGUCACCGACUUCACCUGUUAAAAAGACUCCUACUGAUAGUGCAAAGAAUAAAAGAAGUUCCGUCGUAACUCCAACAUCUCCUCCAGUGCCAAAAAAGGCAAAAUCGGGAACUUCUACGACUUCACCAUUUGCAUUUUUAAAUAGAAGAACAAAUAAUUCUGAGAGCUCACUCUGCCCCAACGCCUCCUCAACAUCAGCUCAGCCAGCUUCAUCAAGUUCAGCUCAAGCUAUAGUUGAUUCAACAACCAGUGAACAUAAUAUAUCUAUUGAUAAAACAAAGAAACCGAGGAAGAAAAGAAACGAGUCAAUGACAGCAGCUCAAAAUCAAGAGAAAGCUGGAAAAAAUGCAAAUUACGAUGAAAUGUCAGCGAUUGAUAAACUAAUUGGAUGGUUUGAUCCAAAUGUUCCAGAGAGACGAGAUGCUGCAAAAGUGAAAUGUGCGGUUUGUAAUGAAGAAAUAGUUUAUGAUUUUAUUCUCCGAAAAGGACACGUGACUCGUUCCCACAUGGCAGCUGAUGUAGCACCAGAAGAUUAUGAUGAUUUGCUGAAAACUGCGAUGGAUCGAUCGUAUCCAGAUCUCCCAAAUUCGGAUCUUGCUUGUCAACUUUGCAUGACUGGUGCUGAAGUUCGAAAAAAUAUGCGCCGAGAGCAUAUCGAGAAGCUGCACACGACGAGUCUUCCACCGCUAACAUGUCCAGUUGGAGAAUGUGAAAAAGGAUUCAGAAGACAGUGUGAUUUGAGUUCUCAUAUGAAAGAUACACACAAAGCGAGCAUGGCAGUGUACAAAAAUGCAACAUUUCAACAAGUUCGUCGCCGUCGAAAUGCUAUGAUAAACGAGAUGAUCAAUAAAUGCUUUCCGUGGUCUCGAUUAGAAGCAAUUGAGAAUAAGACUGUAGUUGGGGAGAAGUCGGAUUCUGUUAACCGCGCUCCUGUCGAUCGCUCGUUUGACACAGAUGUUCGAGUGAGAGACGUUAACAAAACUCGCCGUGCUCCUCAAUACAAUGCGAACCGAUCUUCGUCGUCCGAUUCUGAUUCAGAACAUGAAGAAGCAGCGUCGGUGGCUACGGGAGAAGUUUCCGAAACUGGUGGAACCGAUGAUUUCCCGCAAGACGUCAUAUACAUAUGUCAUCAAUUCAAUACGGAAGUUGCUCAAAAACUGUCGCAGAUCGUCAGAAUAAAGCCAGAGAUCAUUGAUGUGGAAGACGUGCUUAUGAAUGAUGUUACAAUGGAAAUAAAUGAGAUUCCAGUUAAAGAAGAAACAGAGGAAGAGCAACCGAAAGAGGAAAAUAACAGUACUCUACCAUCAAUUCCAAUUCCAUCAAUCUUCUCACCAUAUGAGCCAAUUGUUCCACCACCAGCUACAUCUCCAGAUCCAAUGAAUCCGCCAAUUGCAUCACUGCUUCCAACUCGAAUUCUCAGUGCGACAAACGUUUUGGAGAAUAAAUAUAAUGAAAAUGUUAGCUCAAGAAGAUCGACAUCACGUGAACGUUCUUCCAACAGAAACUACGAUGAAAGAUGGUCUCGAAAUGACUACAGUAACCCUCGUAACUACAGCAAUCGUUCAUUCCAUCAACGAAACCAACGGGGACAUUCAUCAUCGAAUCGUUUCAAUUCUCCAUUUGUUAGUCGAAAUAACUACAACAACAAUUCUGAAACAACUGAAGGAUCUUCUCGUCGUUCCGAAUAUAAUUCUUCGUCUUCCAAUCAUCAUUCCCGUUCGUCAUAUCGUGGCAAUCGAGAUGAUCGAGGCUCUCGAUGGUAAAGCCGCCAUCAAUAUUAUAUAUGCAUUUUCCUUCUAAAACCGUUCAAUCUUCAAAUAUUUCCCUUAACCUUCCAGUAUUCCAAAUCAGCUUGUGCGAAAUUUUAAGAAAAUUUCUCGAAAAAUCUAAAUCUCCUUCGCUUUCAAACAUCAAAUUUAGUUUCUGUGUGUUAGUAUAUCCUAGCGUUUCAUAUCUAAGAUAACAAUUCUCAAUUAUCUCUUUUUAGUUAGCAAUAAAAUAAUGCCA